Molecule: messenger RNA, 843 nt
Organism: Panicum hallii
Lineage: Eukaryota; Viridiplantae; Streptophyta; Magnoliopsida; Poales; Poaceae
Product: 60S ribosomal protein L18a-like protein
Exons: 5
Coding region: 254-661 (135 amino acids)
Source: RefSeq, a predicted model, not a curated record
CAAGGCCAAGUGGAGUUAUUUGGCCUUUUGGGGCCCAGCCCAGCCCACCCCAGACAAUCAGUGCAUUCCAUUAGCAUCUAAUUAAGUGUUUUUCUUGUUCCUCCUCAGAUGAGAUGAGAUGAGAUGAGAUCAGAUCAGAUCAUCGGCCGGUGAUCGACAGGCUUCCUUCCCUCCAGCUGCUCCCACCAAUCCAAUCCACCCAGGCCAGUGUGCUGCUCUGCUCUCAGGCCAAGGAGGGAUCGCAGGGAGGGAGAUGAGCGGCGGCCAGGACCAGGAGGAGGACAAAGCAUGGGGCUACGGCACCUUCCAGGGCCCGCCCAGCUACCCGCCCCCGCGCCCGCCGCCCCUCGGCUUCCCCCAGCCCGUCCCGCCGCCAGCCCACCACCGCGCCGCCGCUCGUCCCGAUCAAGAUUACGAAGCAGGUGUGCGUGGACAUGGACAUGACCGCCUCCCUUGUUGCGGCAUCGGUUUUGGCUGGUUUCUCAGGUUCCUUGUCGGCUUCUUCCUUGGUGCUAUUCCCUGGUAUGUUGGAGCCAUUCUGCUGUGGUGUUCCAGAGUGGACCACAGGGAGAAACCAGGCUUUGUCGCAUGCACAGUAGCUGCAGUCCUCGCUACACUUGCUGUGAUCAUUGGGGCGACUGCUGGAGCUCAUGUUUAUUGAUUUUUUUUUAUUUACACUAUAUUGUCAUUGUACAUAGUGCAAUGCUUUGUAGAUAUCAUCUCCAGUUCUCCAUUGUAAUGGCUCAUUGUUUUGCAUUUCGAUUCUUAAUGUUUAACGAGGGAAAAAGGCAUUGUUAUGGUCAUAAAUAAAUCAGACUGAGAUGACUUUAUUUGCCUUGUGAA